CAGAAUGAAUAAAGAUGCCCAGAUGAGAGCCACCAUUAACCAAAAGCUGAUAGAAACGGGAGAGCGGGAACGCCUUAAAGAGUUGCUGAGAGCCAAAUUAAUUGAAUGCGGCUGGAAGGAUCAGUUGAAGGCACAUUGCAAAGAUGUCAUUAAAGAAAAAGGAUUAGAGCACGUUACUGUUGAUGAUUUGGUUGCAGAAAUCACUCCCAAAGGCAGAGCCUUGGUACCAGACAGUGUAAAGAAAGAACUCUUGCAAAGAAUAAGAACCUUCCUUGCCCAGCAUGCCAGUCUUUAACUUUGACAUUCGUCUGGGAUAGUGUUUCUGUAUUAUGUCAAUCAUGUCAGGAUUGGAAUGCAGUUUACAUACUUAAGGAUGGAAA
This is a messenger RNA of Balearica regulorum gibbericeps (East African grey crowned-crane), 380 nucleotides long. It is a transcript of the gene ENY2, whose product is annotated as ENY2 transcription and export complex 2 subunit. Gene Ontology annotation, molecular function: transcription coactivator activity. The record is from RefSeq and is a predicted model, not a curated record. Gene Ontology annotation, cellular component: SAGA complex; nuclear pore. NCBI's taxonomy places the organism in Eukaryota, Metazoa, Chordata, Aves, Gruiformes, Gruidae. Gene Ontology annotation, biological process: positive regulation of DNA-templated transcription; mRNA export from nucleus.